AUGUCCAACGAAGCCCCCUACGACCCCUAUAUCCCCGCCAACCAGACCGGAGCUACCGCCGGUGGCGCCUCCCAGCAGAAUGGCAACCAGCGCACUGCUCAGCUACAAGCACAAAUCGAUGAUACCGUUGGUGUGAUGCGCGAAAACAUCAACAAGGUUUCUCAACGUGGUGAGCGCCUGGAUUCUUUGCAGGAUAAGACCGACAACCUGGCUGUAUCAGCUCAGGGAUUCCGCCGGGGCGCCAAUCGCGUGCGCAAGCAGAUGUGGUGGAAGGAUAUGAAGAUGCGUGUAUGUCUGGUCAUCUGUGUGAUCAUCCUGCUGGUGGUCAUCAUUGUGCCCUCCGUUUUAGCAACAAAACAUUAA
Molecule: messenger RNA, 363 nt
Organism: Penicillium angulare
Lineage: Eukaryota; Fungi; Ascomycota; Eurotiomycetes; Eurotiales; Aspergillaceae
Product: SNAP receptor SNC2
Exons: 3
Coding region: 1-363 (120 amino acids)
Biological process (GO): vesicle-mediated transport; vesicle fusion
Cellular component (GO): plasma membrane; SNARE complex
Molecular function (GO): SNAP receptor activity; syntaxin binding
Source: RefSeq, a predicted model, not a curated record